Messenger RNA from Brienomyrus brachyistius, 2098 nucleotides. RefSeq names its product dimethyladenosine transferase 2, mitochondrial-like. NCBI's taxonomy places the organism in Eukaryota, Metazoa, Chordata, Actinopteri, Osteoglossiformes, Mormyridae. Gene Ontology annotation, cellular component: mitochondrial matrix. The transcript has 9 exons. Gene Ontology annotation, molecular function: mitochondrial transcription factor activity; rRNA (adenine-N6,N6-)-dimethyltransferase activity. The coding region runs from base 170 to 1489 and encodes 439 amino acids. Gene Ontology annotation, biological process: transcription initiation at mitochondrial promoter; rRNA methylation. The record is from RefSeq and is a predicted model, not a curated record.
GAUGACGUUCGCAACUCAUAUGGCACUGCUGGGGCUGAAAAAAGUGGAGAUCGAACUGUUGUUUCAAUGUCAUGUACCCAAGUAAAGGACAGAAUGAUGCCCUAGGCUAAACAAUAGCAACAGGAAUUCAACGGAUAUUAACAUCCCGACGUUAUAACCCUUCCCAACAAUGUCAUCUCACGGCCCCAGGCUAGUGCUGAUGGGGAUACGGAGCACCAUUGGCUGCCUACAGAUAGCCAAUGAUCUCCGGCCGUCUGCAUGUAUACGAAUCGCCACUCAUGCCCACAAAAGAACUUACUACUUGGACUCGGCCUAUGGAGGUGCUGGGCAGACUCAGCAGAGUAAAGCGGAGCUCAUCUCACCUGCUCCAGGGCUCUCGCAGAGGAAUCUGUCUGCUGCGGCUGGGUCGCUAAAAAGCCAGUUCCGCCCCCUGUGCAGAUACGACUUCCUCGACCCGGAGGAGGUAGAGGAAAGCACACGCAAGGCACUGGCAUGCAGAAACCUGCGGCACUUCAUUGUGGAUCCAGAUUUUGCCCAGCUGGUAGCAAAUCACCUGAAAGGAGACCUGACAGAGAGGAACGCUGCCAUCUUUGAGUGCAAUCCUGGUCCAGGGGUACUGACACGGGCUCUGCUCAAUUCUGGGGCACAGCGGGUCAUUGGUCUGGAGAGUGAUAAGGGCUUCCUUAAAGAUCUGCAGGCUUUGGAGAAUAGUCUAGAUGGGCAGCUGGAGGUGGUGCACUGUGACUUCUUCAAGCUGGACCCCCUCGGACAUGGCACCAUGAAGCCUCCGUCAAUGUACUCUGACAAGCUCUUCAAUGACCUGGGCAUCUCUGAAGUUCCAUGGACUGCUGAUGUUCCAGUGAAGGUGAUGGGAAUCUUCCCCCAGCGGAAUGAGAGGAGCAUUCUCUGGAAGCUGGUCUAUUCCCUUUUCGAGCGCACGUCAGUUUUCCGCUAUGGCCGUGUGCAGUUGAUCAUCUUCAUGAGCGAGAAGGAGUAUUUGAAACUGGUUGCUUCUCCAGGGGAUCUGAAAACGUACCAGCCGCUUGGGGUUCUGUGGCAGAUGGCUUGUGAUAUCGAGCUGCUCCACAAGGAACCAUGGACAACUUUUGUGACCUCAGCAAAACGUAGUUCUUUGACAGCCCAAAAAACAAAGCUCCCGAAUGACCACCUGUGUUUGGUAAGGCUGACCCCCCGCCCAAGUCUUUUUUCCGGGAAUCUUACCCCUGCCAACGGAGCCACCCUGAUUAUGAUGGUCAAGCAGUGCUUAACUAAGAAGAAAGCCCUACUCAUUGAUCAGUUAAACUCAUGGUCUCCAGAAAGCGGAGCAAAGUUGCUUACUGAGCUCGGUCUACUAGAGGACAUCCGGACAGGUCACGUUUUCCCAGAAGAGUAUAAAAUCUUGUUUGAAAGUCUGCACCAGUCCAAGGAAUUCACCCAGAGCUGGCUGUACGAUGAGACCUUAAACACUCAGACCUCAGUCGUCCUGUAACAUGUUUUAGGGGCAAAACCUUCGUGAGCCCCUUUCAAGAUCAAGGGUAUCCUAAAACUAGAGGGGGACAGUGGAAGAGACUCUUGGAUGCAGUAGGUCAGUGCUGCCUGGCCACUGCAAAUCAUGAAGCCCUCCUUCACAGACAAGGUCUUCACUGUCCAGCAUUUGAUUAACAUAAAAUGAGCAAACAAUCGUCGAUCUACUGUAAACUUACUGCAGAAGUAAUUAACAAGCAUUGAAAUAUGGCUAGUUCUGUCCCCUUAUGUAAUGCCGUAUGUUUAAUUACAAUUUUAUAUAUAAUGGAUAUAUGUACAUAGUGUAUUUGGAAAUCAUGCUGUUUGAUAAUAAACCAUCGGAAUGAAAGGAUGCUGUUUACCUUAUUUGGGUGAUGUAAUAUAGUUACUGAAUUAUGGUCAAAGGAAAGUUAAAAGAUGUUCUGUAAUUUAUCAGGAAUUUUAGUAUUUCAUCAGGAUUCUCUCGAUAAUGUUGUACUGCUUAAAUUUUGUUCACCAUUCAGAAGUUUGUCCUCUGGUAAUAUGCAAUAAUAUAAGCCUCCCUCCAUAUGGACAAUUGAAAGAAAUUAUUUGUAAUAAAUAAUUAUGGUUUGGA